CAUGUCACCGCAUUGCUAAAGUGUCAGUCAAACGGUCAUCAUUGGCUUCUGUUAGUUCGUGCUAAGUGGCAAAUAUUGUCCUCGUCAUCUUUGGAGACAAAAGUGUGACUUUCUUGUUAAUAGUUCCCCGUGCCCUGCUGCCUAUUCCUAGCCAAAAUGGUCUACACUGUAAAGGAUGCUGCCGACUUUACCACCAGAGUGGAAGCAGCCGGUGACAAGCUGGUCGUGGUGGACUUUUUCGCCACCUGGUGCGGCCCGUGUAAGGUGAUUGCCCCCAAGCUGGAGGAACUGCAAAACAAGUACGCCGAUAAGAUCGUCGUUGUCAAGGUCGAUGUGGACGAGUGCGAAGAUCUGGCUGCCAAGUACGAGAUCUCCAGUAUGCCGACAUUCCUGUUCAUGAAGAACAACACCGUUCUCGAUACGUUCUCCGGCGCUAACGCCGAGAAGCUAGAACAGUACAUCAGAAAACACACCGAGUAGACAGUGGCAGCACCGUCCCUUAAGGCACUCUUAUCGUAAACACAUCCCAGUAAUCGAGAAUACACAAUAGCUUGCCUUUGCGAUCUACAGCUGCCUUUGGUGAUCACCCGGCCAAGCGCGUAAUCCAAUUUCGCUUUUUUUUAAAUUAGUUUAGCUUCUGAACAGGUUUGCGAUAAAACACAACAGCAGCAAUCGCUUGAGCGAUGCGUGUUGUCUCAAUGUUUGUUGUGUGGGAAACACACUCACGCCGAUAGGCAGUAGCUUAGUCGCAAUUUUAUUAUCUGAAGAUGAAACCGAUCAAAAAUGUUACCAACCUGCCGCGCAGGUAUGGACAGCGAACGGAACAAAAUUUGCAGCCUGGCGGAUACACAAGAAUAAAAAACACUAUUUGUCCAUGUUA
This is a messenger RNA of Topomyia yanbarensis, 880 nucleotides long. RefSeq names its product thioredoxin-2 (gene Trx2). The coding region runs from base 157 to 480 and encodes 107 amino acids. Gene Ontology annotation, molecular function: protein-disulfide reductase activity. The transcript has 2 exons. The record is from RefSeq and is a predicted model, not a curated record. Lineage: Eukaryota; Metazoa; Arthropoda; Insecta; Diptera; Culicidae.